AAACAGUAUCAAUGAUCCGUGUGUGGAGUGGGUAAGUCUGUGACGUGACGUGAUAUGAUGAGUGAGUAAUAAUAAUACACAGUUACACACAAGAACACAAAAGCGUGUAACACACACGGAAAUUUAGGGAAUUGAAUUCUGCUUCUCCUUCUCCGUUAUCGCCGCUUCGAUUUCACGGUUUAUCAACAACUGGAUCUGCACUUCAGUGUUGCAAUUCUGUAUUCUGCCGGACUCUGGAGAAUCUAUACAUCCACCCUUUCAACUUGCUUCUAGGCCUGAUUUUUUGUUUUUGUUUUGCUAGAGGUCUAUACUUUGAGUUAUAUUUGAAGAAAAAACAUGUUUUAUGUGCGUGGUUGUAUUUUGGUUGAAAGGUGUGCCGGUUUUUGGUUUCGUAGUUCUCAAUGCAGAAGCAUUGUGAACUCAGUUAAAUAAAUCUUAUUGAAACAGAAUGAGCCAAUAAUCUGGAAGUUCAAAUUGUAUGUUUGAAUCUAAAGACAAAACUGAUCAGAUGGCUAAGGAAAAUGAGUUAGGUAUGACAAAGGAAGUUAGUGAUGAUGGUUCCUCGAGUGUCGAGGCUGGGGAUUUAGAAUCUCAUUCUCGACUUAGUCUGGAGAGGGAGAUGGGCUUACCGAGUUGUCGAGUGUGCCAGUGUGCUGAGUCUGAUAAACGGGGAGAUGCUGCUCUAGGAUUUUUGGGCAUUACCCCAGUAAUAGAAAGGAAGAGGGAAGUAAAGUCUGAUGGCGAGGGAAUUCCAAAACAUACGACUCUUCACAAAAACUUAGAAAGCAGACCUGGGAUGAUGGAAUUUGUAAGCCCUGAUGGGGAGGUUUUCGUCUGUAAGAAUGAUUUGGAAAUUGGUUUGUCUUAUGAAGAUACGUUAAUUGAACUUGGUUGUUGUUGUAAAAAUGACCUUGGUUUAGUACAUUAUGCUUGUGCGCUCAAGUGGUUUAUCAACCAUGGAUCUACCAUCUGUGAAAUAUGUGGACAUAUAGCAAAUAAUAUCAGGAUAUCUGAUUUCAACAAGGUUGUUGGUUCUAUAAAAGAGUACGAAGCAUUGAGGGAAAGAACUGUCAAUGGAGAUCCUGGUCCUAAUCAAGAUCAACCAAAUACUGGUGUCGAUCCUGAUGCUGUGGCUGCUAUCCGGAGGCAACGAUUAAGUGAAAUUGCACUAUGGUUUUGUCCUCAUAAUAGCAAUAACAUUAACAACAAUAGCAAUGUGGACACGCUUUCACAGGUUGUUUCUGAGCAGGCUUUGAAUAUUGUCCACGAAGAAGCUGGCCCUGAACAGAAUACUGCAACUAAGUGGGCCGUAGAAGGUACAGGGAUCCUGCUUGCUACAGGGCUUCUUACCAUCACCCUUGCAUGGCUUAUAGCUCCUCGUGUUGGGAAGAAAACUGCAAGAAGUGGUCUUCAUAUCCUGCUUGGAGGGAUUUGUGCUUUAACAGUGGUGAUUUUUUUCCGCUUUUUUGUGCUUACCAGAAUCAAGUAUGGACCUGCACGUUAUUGGGCAAUAUUGUUUGUUUUCUGGUUUCUUGUUUUUGGAAUAUGGGCUUCUCGGACGCACAGUGCCCAUACAACGUGAUCCCUUGGUACAAAGCUUUAUCAUAUUUGUUUAGUUCUAUCUUCCUAUCAGCCCUCCCCUCCCCUCCCAUCUGUUUGCACUUCAGUUUUAUUUCCUUGCUAUCUUAAAUUUUGAGGUAAUAGAUAUUCAGUUAUUCACUAUGAAACUUCUACAGAGUUAUCGGAUAGAUCCUCGUAUUUGUGCAAUGUAAAAUAACACUUGUGUGUUCCUUAGCUUAGAUUUUAGGUCGUACACAGUACACACACUCAUAAAUGGCUAAACAUGUGUAUACACUACUCUGUAAGUACGAUCAUGAAAAAUAUCCAGACCCAAUUGGUCAAAUGAGUAGCAAUGUAUCACUUGCCAUUUGCCAAUGGGACAGCCGUCACGAUACUGUGGCUGGGGUCAGUGAGUUACAGAUCAACUACAAUGAUAAAUUUUAUGGCAUUCAAUGAUAUCUAAUAUGUGAUAUCCAAUGGACGGCAGCUAAAGUGUACAUUUGAUAAGAUUUGUUUUGAAUAUUGAUAUACCAAUGUACAAAAUAUAUAUAAAUUGUUACGUGGUGAAAGUGAGUGUAAAUUGUGAAUAUUCACAUGCCGGCGACACCUGUCAAAAGUAUUUGCACUUGCUUAUGCUAUGGCGUGGGUUCCAAGUGAAUUCUAUGUGCUCAAUGAUUAUUUAUGCAUC
This is a messenger RNA of Cicer arietinum (chickpea), 2248 nucleotides long. RefSeq lists its product as uncharacterized. The record is from RefSeq and is a predicted model, not a curated record. Gene Ontology annotation, molecular function: zinc ion binding. Lineage: Eukaryota; Viridiplantae; Streptophyta; Magnoliopsida; Fabales; Fabaceae.